Molecule: messenger RNA, 9026 nt
Organism: Rhagoletis pomonella (apple maggot)
Lineage: Eukaryota; Metazoa; Arthropoda; Insecta; Diptera; Tephritidae
Product: muscle M-line assembly protein unc-89-like
Exons: 10
Molecular function (GO): protein binding
Source: RefSeq, a predicted model, not a curated record
CUAAUAAGACGCUAGAGAAACCCAAAAAGGAAAAGAGAAAGAAGAGUGCUGAGGAAGUGAAAAAAAUCGAGGAAGAAAAGCCUGCAAUUGUUGAAGCUGUUGAAAAGAAACCUGAGACCGUUGAAAAAUCUGAAGAAAAACUUGCUGAAAAGCCUGUUGAAGAAGCUGAUAAGACUCUAGAGAAGCACAAAAAGGAAAAGAGAAAGAAGAGUGCUGAUGAAGUGAAAAAGGUCGAGGAAGAGAAGCCUGCAAAUCUCGAAGCUGUUGAAAAGAAACCUCAGACCGUUGAAAAACCUGAAGAACCACUUUCUGAUGAAUCUAGUAAGACUCUGGAGAAACCCAAAGAGGAAAAGAAAGAGAAGAGUGCUGAGGAAGUGAAAAAAGUCGUGGAAGAAAAGCCUGCAAUUGUUGAAGCUGUUGAAAAGAAACCUGAGAACGUUAAAAAAUCUGAAGAAAAACUUCAUGGAGAAGCUGAUAAGACUCUAGAGGAACUCAAAAAGGAAAAGAGAAAGAAGAGUGCCGAAGAAGUUAAGAAAGAGGAAGAAAAACGGCCUGAAGCGCAAGAGAUUGUAGAAAAGAAAGCUGAAGCUAUUGAAACGCUCGAUAAGAAAUCUGCUGAGAAGCCUAUUAAAGAAGCCGAGAAGACUGUUGAGAAUCGGAAAGAAGACAAAGGAAUGAAAAAUGAGGAGGAAGAAAAGAAAAUAGAGCCUAUUAAAAAACCAGCUGAAAAGCCUGUCGAAGAAGUUGAGAAGCUAAAAGAGAAACCGAAGAAGGAAAAGAGAAAGAAGAGUGUCGAAGAAGAAAAGGCAGCUGAUAAGAAAAAACCUGAAGCUGUAGAAAAUAAGCCUGAGGCUGCUGCAAACCUUGAUAAGAAACCUGAAGACAAACCAGCGGAUAAGCCUCCCGAAGAAGCUGAGAAGGUGGAAGAAAAGCCAAAGAAGAGAAAGAAGAGUGCAGAAAAAGACAAGGAGGUGAUAGAAAAGCAAGUAGAGCCUACACCAAAGGUGACUGAGGAAAUUAAAACGGAAGCAGAUAAAACCAAGAAAGAAAAGAGAAAGAAGAGCAUUGCAGAAGACAAACAACCCAUCGAUAUUACGAAAGAGGCUACUACGAAAAAGACUGAAGACGUGGUGAUCACACAAAAGGACGUCACAGAAGUUGUUGAGCCAAAGUCAGCGCAACAAAUUAUCACAAAACCUGCCGAAGCAGCUUUAGAUGAGGUUGAUGCUGUGCCAUUGGAGAAAUCAAGGUCACGCGCAGAGAAGCCAAGCGAAGUAGAGUACAAAGAUAAACGGGAAGCACGAAAUGCCCGACGUGCGCCAAACGUUGAGUUGAAAUUGACAAACCGGAACUCAGCGUUGGGCAGCGAUAUAAAACUCACCUGCAGUAUAUCUGGCGCAGAACUGAAGGUUGAUUGGUAUCGCGAUCAGACAUUGAUUGCGAAUGACGAUAAAUAUCGAAAGACCUUCAACGAUGGACUCUCCUGCUUGGAAAUACGGACAGCCAAUGCAGGCGAUGCGGGUGUUUACAGAUGCGUGGCGGCCAAUCGCAAUGGAGAAGUGGAGACGAGUUGCCUUGUGACUGUUUACGAUGUACCAACAACUAAAUUUGGCACAACGCCAAUAUUUACGCGUAACAUCAGAGUUGUCGAAACGAUGGGAGAGACGGAAGGUGAAGUCGGUGCAGCCGAUACGCGACCCUCUGAGGAGCCCGAAUCGACUCCUGUACAGGAUACGUUAGCGGUCCCGGUGCAAAAACGUCGGAAAUUGAAAUCGCCAACUCCUGGUACGCUGCGCGGUCGCAGCGCUACACCCAUACGCGGCAGGAGUCAAACCCCGUUCUCGCUAUACCUGAAUCGUCGCAGCGCUACGCCUUCGACAUGGCGCAGUAUAACGCCUUUCUUGAAACGCGAGGAGCGCGAGAAAACUCCUUUCGAACUUGGCAGGGAUAUUAAAACUCAAAUCACCUGCAAUAAAGCCGUUUUUGAUCGAGCAUUGGUUAUGGAUAUUACAGAGAGCGAGGAAGUUCAAAAGCCUGUGCGUUACAUAACGACCGAUUUGUCUGUCAUUGAUCGUGCUGCCGUAAUGGAUGUAUCGAAUGUUGAGGUUAUCUACUUGAUUGAGGAGUACGAGGAUGUCGAAGAGGAGGAGGAAAUCAUAGAGGAGGUGAAGCCAAAGAAGAAAGCCAAGGGCAAGAAGGCGCGCACACCACGCAAGUCAGUCGAAAAGGAUGCAAGAUCCGGCUCUAUUUCGGAAGCUGAAGCGGAGUCCGGUGAUAUUGAAAGCGCCGACCGAGAGGAGAGUAUCGAGCCGGAUGAAUUCGAUGAGCCUGUAAAGAAGGGCAAAAAAAAGGCUGCGCCAAAGAAAAAAGAAAAGAAGGAGAAAUCGCCCAGUCCCAAGUUGACCUUGAAAUUGGAAAUGGGCGGCGGUCAAAAGGCCAGUAAGAAAAUGUUUGAGGAAAAACAGGCCGCAGGACCUGCACCCAAGCCACCACCGAAGAAGAGUAAACUUGUCUUGCAAAUGGAGGAGCAGGCCAAGGCAGCGGCUAAAGCUGCCGAAGAUGCAGCAGCUAAAGCAGCUUCUAAGCCCAAAGGCGAAACUUUUGCUGAGCGCCAAGAACGCUUGAAGAAGGAGAAAGAGGAGCAGGACCGCAUUGAAGCAGAGUUGGCCGAGCAGCGGGCAGCCGAACAGGCUGAGGAGGACGAGGAGCCAGAAGAUGAGGGCGGCGAAGAAGAGGACGAAGAGGGUGAUGAAUCACACGCUGGCACUGAGUCGUAUGGCGGCGACUAUGCCGAUGAGGGUGGCAGCGAAUAUCGGGACGAAGAAGCAGACCCAGAGGAAGGUGCUGACGCUGAGGCGGAGGAAGAGGAUGUGGUACCUGAACUGCCUAAGAGCAAGAAGCGCCGUGGCAGCAAUUCAUCUGAGGAGUUCACCAGACCCAAUCCCUACGAUGAGGAACGAUGGCAGCGAAUUGCCGCGGAAGAGGGUGAGGAGUUUAUGCAACAAAUGCGCAAAUACAGUUUGCGCAUACACAAGAGCGAGAAGGAACGUGAUGCCGAAUGGCAGCGUAUACGCGAGCAAGCACGUUUGCCACAUUUCAUUGUCUACUUAACGGAUCGUACCGUUGAAGCUGGCCAUAAUGUGCGUAUUUCUUGUGCUGUCGGCGGUCCCGAGUUGUCGGUGAAAUGGUUCAAGGAUGGUCGGCAAUUGGAGCGUGAUGCCACACAUCGCAUCAUCAACAACAACAACAUUUUGGCAUUGGAGGUGGUAAAUACGACGAUUUUAGAUUCCGGCGAGUACACCUGUGUAGUGGCGAAUUCCAACGAUACCGUUCAGUCGUCUUGUUAUAUAACAAUCUAUGAGAUAUUCAAGGAUGAACCAGCACCUCCUUCAUGCAAGCUCGUCAAAGAGUACUACCAUUUGCGUGACGAUGAGCUCACAAUAGAGUGCCACUUACACGGCGUGCCACGUCCAGUUGUCGUUUGGAUGAAAGGUGGCCUCGAAAUCAAGCCGAGUUACAAGUUUACCAUGCUUGAGGAGGCACAUGGCACCUACAAGUUGCUCAUCUACAAACCGAAUGAUAGGGAUAGCGGUAGUUAUAUCUGUAAGGCAGUGAACUCCAGCGGCGAAGUGCAAAUUAGCCAUCACGUCGAAGUGGCCAAAAAUCGACAUUUCCAUGCGCGCGGCAUCUUCCACGCUCGCGAUCGUCUACAAAAGGACAAGGAAUUGUCGGCAAAGAAAGCCAUGACGGAGGCGCUCAAAUCAAAAGCCGCCUCAGACCUUAAGCGCACCUCACUAGCGGCUGAGGCAAGGGAGCGCGUACAUCGCGCGUCACCCGAGCCAUUGGUUUCGCCGAAGCAAAAACUCACAUUCGCCACACAACUGCGCGAUCGCAUGGCACUGGAAGGAAGCACUGUGCGCUUCGUGUGCACUGUCAUCGGACCGAGCCCCACCUGUCGCUGGAUGAAAGAUGACAAGUGGGUGGUGGCUGGUCCCACUGUUAAGAAUCUAUCCGAGGAAGGCAAGGCCAUACUUGAGGUGAGCAAGGUUACAUCCGAAGCAUCAGGCGUGUACAAGUGUGUAGCCAAGAACGAACAUAGCGAAGUUGAAACGCAGUGCUACUUCAAGGUGUACAGUGCACAGGCUGAUGGCGAUGAACAGGAGCCAAUGUUCGCACUACCACUCAGAGAUGUAUACCACUCGUCGCAGAACGAUUUAAUUAUCGACACGAAGGUGCGCGGCAACCCCCGCCCCAAGAUUACAUGGGUAAAGGACAAUUUACCAGUUGUGCUCGAUGAUCGUCGCGUACAGAUCGAGCAUUUGGACGGUAUCUGUGAGCUGAUCAUUAACAAGCCAACAACGAAUGAUAGCGGUGUGUACACUUGCAUAGCUGAAAAUAAAUUGGGCAGCCAGAAGACCACACACACAGUUGUUGUAGAAGUUGUGCAAUUGUCGCGUCGUUCGAGUUUAUUGUCCAACGUAAUGACCGAAUCGGAUAGCGAAGCUGGCGCUGGAGAAGCGGCUGGCCAAAAGGGUGAGAAGUCCGAAAAGCGCAGCCGUCUUCCAAAAUCCAAGAAGAAGGAUGACGACGAAGCUGAGUCAGGCACCUAUGAGCGUCGCAGUCGCAUUCCCGAUCCCACACCAAAGCAGCAAUUGUACUUCAUUGCGAAUCUAUCGAAUCGCUAUGUAGCCGUGGGCUCUAAGGUUAAACUGCAGGCAGUUGUCGGCGGUCCAGAUGCCACUUUCAAGUGGCAGAAAGAUGAACAAAAUAUUACCUAUGGACCACGCAUACGCAAUAUGAGCCGCGAGGGUUUGGCCUGCUUGGAGUUCCUGAAUCUUGCUCCCGAAGACUCUGGCGUCUACACUUUGACAGCGCAAAAUGAAUUCUGUAAAAUAACCACCUCGGCCUUGAUACACGUUUACUCGCCGAAGGUCAGCAGCGAUGUGGAGCCGAUGUUUACGCGCUCACUGAAAGAAAUCUAUCAUCUGAAUACAAAUGAAUUAAUCUUGGAGACGGGAGUACGUGGCCAGCCUGCGCCGCAGGUAACAUGGUCUAAGGAUAAUUUCGAAAUAAAAAGUGGUGGACGUUUCCAAAUUUUGCAACACCAGGAUGGCACUUGCGAAUUGAUCAUUGAUAGACCCGAUAAAAAGGACUCCGGCAAGUAUGUGGUGCGCGCGGAGAAUAGCGCUGGAAAGAGUGAAAUUUUGCACACGGUGCUUUUUGAGGGUAGUGCUUCUCAUAUCGCUGAGAAUAUCCAUGGUGUAUUCCAUGCUGAUAAGAGCCUGUUGCGUCCCAAGGCAACAGAGGAAGAGAAGAAGCCAGCACCAACAGCGACAGCAGCCAAAGAAGGUGAUACGACCGAUGGUGAAUCGGAAGAGAAGGACGCAAAAGGCAAAGGCAAGAGUAAGGUUAAGCGAGCAAAGAAAGAGGAGGAAGAAGUUACCUCAUCGGCAACCGAGUAUGCCUCGGAUGCUGGUAGUCUUAAGAAACGUGAAAAGGUUAUCGGCAUACAUUUCGCUACAUCUGUGCGUGAUCGUGUUGUAGCUGAGGGUUCUAAAGUGAAGAUAUCUUGCUUCUUAGAGUCGAAGGAGCCACAAGUUAAAUGGUUCAAGAACGACGAAGCCAUUCAGAAUGGCCCUAAAAUUAGGGGACGCUACAGUGAAGGCUUAUGCCUGCUGGAAAUAUUCAGCGCUACGGCUGAGGACAGUGGUGUGUACAAGUGCUGGGCGCGUGAUGAAACUGGCGAGGCUUCCACCUUUUGCAAAUUGGAAGUGUAUGCCGAUCCCGGCACUGGCGAUGUACCGCCCACAUUCACGCGCAACAUCAAAGAUACCUAUCAUGGCAAGAUCAAUGAGCUACAGCUGGACGUGCAUGUGCGUGGUCUACCCACACCAACUGUGACUUGGGUUAAGGAUGGCGUUAAAAUUGAAUCAAGCGAAAAGUAUCAGCAAAUCGAUCACGACGAUGGUCUAUGCGAGCUAUUCAUAAUCGAUCCAGUACAGGGCGAUAGUGGCAAAUAUGUGUGUCAGGCUGAAAAUCGUGAAGGAAAAACUGAGAUUACUCAUAUUGUGACUGUGGAACCCAGACGUCGACGUCCGGUGUCGCCAUCGAAGGAGGCUAGACCACCAGUGAAGCCAGCAACAGAGGAGGAGCAGAAAGAGGGCGAGGAGGGUGAAGAGAAGAAAAAGAAGAGGAAGGCUAAGGACGAUGAGGAGGGUGGCGGUGGUGGCAGACGUGAAGCGCCACCACCACCAGAUCUAAAGAAAUAUCUAUACCUGAGAAAUUUCCUCUCAAAUCGUACCGUGAAGGCGGGCAGCAACGUUAAAUGGAUGGUCAAUAUCGAUGGACCUGAGCCAACUGCACGUUGGUUCCAUGGCGAUACGCCCAUCGCUUUUGGACCAAAAAGCAAACUGUCCUGUCAGGAUGGUAUUGCAUGGUUGAAUUUGAUAGGCGUAACCGAAGAAGAUGCUGGCCAAUAUACACUGCGCAUCAAAGGUUCGGAGAAUGAGGUGGUUAGCACUUGCGAACUAUUUGUCUACAGAACCGGUGUGGAGGAGUUGGUGGCGCCCGUUUUUACUGUGGGCAUCAAAGAUACUUAUACGAUUAACGAGAAUACACUGGUUCUGGAUUGCCGUGUACGCGGUAAACCACGUCCCGAUGUACAAUGGUUGAAGGGCACCGAACCGCUCACCGAAGGCGAUCGCUAUAACAUUAUCACAUCUGCAGAUGGCCAUACUAAAUUGAUUAUUAACAAUCCAACCGAGAAGGAUUCCGGUCUCUAUGCUUGCGUUGCCCGCAAUGAAGCUGCCGAAAAUAAGAUCACUCACCAAGUCGACUUCGUUGGUCGUGAACGUUUCGCACUCGAGAAGACACACGGCUACUUCCAUCGCGAUCCCAAUAAGCCACACUUUAGUGUACCGCUCAGCAACCAGACGGUUUGUGCCGGCGGUACAGUUGCCAUUUCGGCUGAGUUCAUGAAAUCAUCCACACCACUGGAGGUACAUUGGCUACGAGAUCGUAAAAAUGUCUCUUCCCUGCCGGGCGUACAAACAUUUAUGGAAGGUGGCGUCUAUACACUGGCCAUAUUAAAUGCACAACCCGAAGUCGAGGGUACGUACACAUGUCGUGCCUCGAAUGCCUUCGGUCGCAUUGAAUCACAUGUGAGUGUUGAUGUGGCUGCCGGUGUACCGAAGGAUGAACGUCCACCGUUGUUCCUGUCCAGACCAGAUACCGAAAUGAAGAUUUUAGUUGGUGAUCCAUUCUCGAUUUCGUUCCGUAUUGCUGGCGACCCGAAACCAAAAUUAUCCUUCUUGAAGGGCACUAAGGACAUAACCAAAUCAGAUAGAGUUAGUAAGGAGGUAUCGGAUGACUACACCAGAUUUACAGUGCAAAGUUCACAAAUCGCCGAUUCGGGUACAUACUUUGUCGUUGCGCGCAACAACUUCGGCACCGACAGAGUAUUUGUGACUGUUGCGGUAAUGCCACGCGCACGCUCCGAAACGCCGACCUCGCCACGCUGGGGACAGCGACUCGAAAGUUUCCCUGACGUUUCAUAUUUCAGAGAUCCUCCAGGUCCCAUCUCGACGGAACCCUUGGUAGUCGACUCCGGUCCCACGCACAUCUCACUCUCUUGGGGUAAGCCGCUGCGCGAUAAUUCUGCGCCUGUUAUCGCCUACCGCGUAGAUGCUUGGAUCGUUGGCCAUGAAGGUGGCGCUAUGUGGAAGGAGCUGGGCCUAACACCCAUCAAUUCGUUUGAUGCUUUCAAUUUGAAGCCGAAUGUUGAAUAUCAUUUCCGUGUUACGCCCAAGAAUCGCUACGGCUGGGGUCCAUCGGUGCAAACUAGUAGUCCACUGCAAGUAGGCGGCGCUGAAUGCCUACCAGAAUUCGUUAAGAUUCUACCCGGUCAGUUGAAGGCCUUGCUGGGCACCCAGCUGAUGCUGGAGUGCGCAGUACGUGGUGCGCCACGCCCCCAAAUUGAUUGGUAUAAGGAUGGCAUGCAUAUCAGUCCAUUAGCAGAACGAAUGAGAAUUCGACAAAUCGGCUCGACCUGCACGCUAAUAAUUGCGCCAGUUUCAGAGUUGGAUGCUGGUCGUUACACUUGCGAAGCCACGAACGCCAAGGGCAGGGUAUCGACUUUCGCACGCUUACAAAUUGUCUCCGAUCUGCGUUUGUAUGAAGCCGAUACGAAACUAAAGGAAAUUAUUCAUUCAGAUAAAGUAGCCCCAGCUGGUGACACGCUGCCCAUAUUCACAAUGCGUUUGCGUGAUCGACGCGUGCAAAUGACGUAUCCAGUGCGUCUGACGUGCCAAGUUGUGGGCUAUCCCACGCCUGAAGUAUUUUGGUAUAAGGAUGAUCAGCAAAUCGUUGAGAGUCGGCGCUGUCUCAUUACAGACGAUGGGCAAUUCCAUACAAUCGAAUUGGCGAGUACUAUUUUGGAUGAUAGUGGAGUUUAUACUUGCACAGCUAAAAAUGAACUGGGUUCGGUGUCGUGCCAUUGCACAUUGGUCGUGGAUAAGGGCAUACGCGCCUACAUAUCGCCGGAAUUCUAUAUGCCGCUCGAUCCUUUGUAUAUUUACCAAGAAGGACAGGAGAUACGACUCACUGCUAAGGUGGAAGCAUAUCCUACGGUCGGUGUUUCGUGGCACCGCAAUGGCGUACGUUUGCGUCCCAGUAGACGCAUUUGCGGCACGCUAGACGCCAACGGCUUCGUAGAGUUGGUUAUUGCCGAUGCUACGUUACACGAUGCGGGCAUUUACGUGUGUGUCGCUUCAAAUGCAGUUGGUAAAGUGGAGAGCAGUUGUCGUGUGGUAAUCGAAGAACCCGACGAGGAUCAGCAGCAGAAGGGACAGCGGGCUGGCAGCCACAUACCGGCGAUUGUGAAAUGUGACCUACCAUAUUCCAAAGAGCCCAUGUUUGUCGUUAAGCCACGCUCUAGCGAGGCCUAUGAAGGCGAUACGGUCAUCAUAUUCUGCGAAGUUGUUGGCGAUCCAAAGCCGGAAGUAGUGUGGCUGCGUGAUUUCCUCAAU